AUGGCGAAGCUAGCCAUGGUUCCUCAAAGAGUACCCUGUCUCACCGAGGUUUGUCGACCGUUGGGCUGGAUACUGUCGGAACUCUGUGAUGUGGAUAAUACUAGUCAACAAUGGAUCAAAGCUACGCCAUAUUUUACGGUACGGGGAUUAUUACGGAUUAGAAGUCCUCUAAGGAGAGGGACAACUUGUCUACGAAAAGAGAAUAGGAGGAAUAGGGUUCUUGCUAGGGAGGAUUACAAUAAGUAUGAGAUGAGUGAUAAGGAGAAGGGAGAGGAAGGGGACUAUGGACUACUCCUCAUGUAG
Messenger RNA from Tremella mesenterica DSM 1558, 303 nucleotides. RefSeq lists its product as uncharacterized. The transcript has 4 exons. NCBI's taxonomy places the organism in Eukaryota, Fungi, Basidiomycota, Tremellomycetes, Tremellales, Tremellaceae. The coding region runs from base 1 to 303 and encodes 100 amino acids. The record is from RefSeq and is a predicted model, not a curated record.